Molecule: messenger RNA, 3603 nt
Organism: Polistes canadensis
Lineage: Eukaryota; Metazoa; Arthropoda; Insecta; Hymenoptera; Vespidae
Product: gramicidin S synthase 2-like
Exons: 16
Coding region: 45-3338 (1097 amino acids)
Biological process (GO): long-chain fatty acid metabolic process; fatty-acyl-CoA biosynthetic process
Molecular function (GO): long-chain fatty acid-CoA ligase activity
Source: RefSeq, a predicted model, not a curated record
AUUGUGAGUAUAUAUCUCCGAUAAAAAGUGUACAAAGAAAUAUCAUGAACAAUCAAUCGAGUACCAGUGAUCGCGAUUUUGUUAUAGAAGAUAAUAUACUUAUAGGUAAAAAUGUACCUUUUUCUACGAAAUACACGAAUAUUGGAAAAUUACUUUUAGAUAAAAUGAAAGCUAAACCCGACUUUGUUGGCCAGAUAAACGUGAUCACCGAAGAAGCGUACACUUUUUCUAAAAUGUAUGAUUAUACUGUAAAAUGUGCUCUUUGGUUGCGUCAACAAGGCAUCAAAAGAAAUGACUUCGUUGCUUUAUGCACUCCCAUUACUAUGGAUAGUUUUGCACCAUUCUUUGCUACUUUUUGCGUAGGUGCAAUAUUUACACCUUGGAAUCCAGCAAUGGAUAUACGAGAGACACGUUACUACAUGAAAUUGUCCGGUGCAAAAAUAGUUUUUGCUGACGAAAAAUCGGUGGAUACUAUAUUGGAAGCUGCUAAACUAGAAAGUCACGAUAUUAAAAUCGUCGUGUUUGGUGAAUCUUCGAAUGCUUUGUCCUAUUCGAAAAUUCUCGAUAGUUAUAGCAAGUUAGAUGUGAAUAAUUUCGAAUGUACACCAAUAGAUGACGUACACGAUUCAGCUGCACUUCUUUAUUCGUCUGGCACAACUGGGCCCCCUAAAGCAGUUCUAAUCUCGCAUUUUGCAUUUUUGUACAAUGUCAUUUUGCCGAAUGGUUUUAACGUCGAAGGAAUUCCACUCUGGUUUUCACAAUACUUUUGGAUAACUGGUGUUUUAUUAACAUUGAGUGGUAUUUCGAAAUAUUGCGUAAAAUUACUUUAUCCUAAAUUCGAAGAGGAGGCGGCGUGUAAAAUUAUCGAAAAGUAUAAGGUUACAUGGGUUUUUAUGUCGCCUAGCAUGGUAAAUAGAAUAUUAAAGUCAGGAUAUUGUCAAAAGUAUGACAUGUCCAGUCUUACAAAAGCAGUGAUUGGUGGAACACCAUUAAGCUUUAAAAGUGAAACUAGGCUUAAAGAAUGCUUGCCAAAUGCCAAUAUUAUACAACACUAUGGGCUAACCGAAAUUAGCAUUUUGGUAACGACUACAAAACCAAAUCACAAAGCAGGUAGUGUUGGAACUAUAAUGAAAAAUAUUCAAAUUAAGAUCAUCGAUUUAGAAACGGGAAAAUCAUUGGGUCCAAAUAAGACUGGUGAAAUUUUGGUUAAAUCGAUAACAAUUAUGAAUGGUUAUUACAAUAAUCCUCAAGCAAACAAGGAUGCGAUAGAUGCUGAUGGAUGGUUUCAUACUGGGGAUCUUGCUUAUUAUGACGAAGAUGGGGAAAUUUUUAUUAUCGAUAGAUUAAAGGAGACUAUAAAGUAUCAAGGUAUUCAAAUUUCUCCAUGGGAAAUCGAAAGUUUUUUGUUAACACAUGCCGAUGUUGUCGAUGUUGCGGUUGUGGGUGUACCCCAUCUCGAGGAUGAUGAACACCCCAUUGCAUUUGUUACCAAGGUUCCUAAUUCGAAGGUAACCGAACGAGAACUCCAGGAAUUCGUUGCAAGAAAUAUGACGGAUAAAUUUCAUCUACGAGCUGGUGUGAAAUUUUUAGAAAAAAUGCCUUACACGGUUUCCGGAAAAAUAGCAAAGAAAGAUCUUAAAUUAAACGCAAAAACGCAGUGUAAUAUAAUUGUGAGUGCAUAUCCGAUUCAAAGUCUACAACCGGCAGCAAGCAUGGUUAAUAUAUCGAAUACCAGUGAUCGCGAUUUUGUUAUAAAAGAUAAUAUACUUAUAGGCAAAAAUGUACCUUUUUCUACGGAAUACACGAAUAUUGGACAAUUACUUUUAGAUAAAAUGAAAGCUAGACCCGACUUUGUUGGUCAGAUAAAUGUGAUCACCGAAGAAGCGUAUACUUUUUCUAAAAUGUAUAAUUAUACUGUAAAAUGUGCUCUUUGGUUGCGUCAACAAGGCAUCAAAAGAAAUGACGUCGUUGCUUUAUGCACUCCCAUUACUAUGGAUAGUUUUGCACCAUUCUUUGCUACUUUUUGCGUAGGUGCAAUAUUUACACCUUGGAAUCCAACAAUGGAUAUACGAGAGACACGUUACUACAUGAAAUUAUCCGGUGCAAAAAUAGUUUUUGCUGACGAAAAAUCGGUGGAUACUAUAUUGGAAGCUGCUAAACUAGAAAAUCACGAUAUUAAAAUCGUCGUAUUUGGUGAAUCUUCGAAUGCUUUGUCCUAUUCGAAAAUUCUCGAUAGUUAUAGCAAGUUAGAUGUGAAUAAUUUCGAAUGUACACCAAUAGAUGACGUACACGAUUCAGCUGCACUUCUUUAUUCGUCUGGCACAACUGGGCCCCCUAAAGCAGUUCUAAUCUCGCAUUUUGCAUUUUUGUACAAUGUCAUUUUGCCCUAUGGUUUGAACGCCGAAGGAAUUCCACUCUGGUUUUCACAAUACUUUUGGAUAACUGGUGUUUUAUUAACAUUGAGUGGUAUUUCGAAAUAUUGCGUAAAAUUACUUUAUCCUAAAUUCGAAGAGGAGGCGGCGUGUAAAAUUAUCGAAAAGUAUAAGGUUAUAUGGGUUUUUAUGUCGCCUAGCAUGGUGAAUAGAAUAUUAAAGUCAGGAUAUUUUAAAAAAUACGACGUAUCUAGUAUUAAAAAACUUAAUAUUAGUGGAAAUAUAUUUACUAAGCAAAGUGAAUAUGAAGUUAAAGAAUGCAUACCAAAUGCCGAUAUCAUACAAAUGUUUGGAAUGACCGAACUUGGUACCAUCGUAUCGGCUACAAAACCAAAUCACAAAGCAGGUAGCAUUGGAACAGUAUUGGAAAAUUCUCAAAUUAAAAUCAUCGAUUUAGAAACUGGAAAAUUAUUGGGUCCAAAUAAAAAAGGUGAAAUGUUGGCUAAAUCGAUAACAAUUAUGAAUGGUUAUUACAAUAAUCCUCAAGCAAACAAGGAUGCAAUAGAUGCCGAUGGAUGGCUGCAUACAGGUGAUCUUGCUUAUUACAACGAAAAUGGUGAAAUUUUUAUUAUGGGCAGAUUGAAGGAGACUAUGAAGUACCAAGGUAAUCAAAUUUCACCAAAUGAAAUAGAAAAUUUGUUGUUUACACAUCCCGAUGUUGUCGAUGUUGCUGUUGUGGGUGUACCCCAUCGCGAGGAUGAUGAACACCCCAUUGCAUUUGUUACCAAGGUUCCUAAUUCGAAGGUAACCGAACGAGAACUUCAGGAAUUCGUUGCAAGAAAUAUGACGGAUAAAUUUCAUCUACGAGCUGGUGUAAAAUUUUUAGAAAACAUGCCUUAUACGGCUUCAGGAAAAAUAGCCAGGAAUAAUCUCAAAGCGUUAGCUAAAAAUUUUCAAACGAAUUGAUCAUAGAUUCUUCGACCUCAUGUUUUCCUGAUGAAAAAGAAAAUUUUCCUCGCAGUUGGAAACGAUCUUUGAAUGAGUGUUCCUUUUCGAUCAUAUGUCUAAAACAUUGUCCGGGAAGAUAAAUUUUGUUCCGUUCUCGGCUAGUAACCGUUUUUGUAAUGCAGUGUUUUUUUAGGAAAAGAAAAAAAAAGAGAAAUCGUGUCCUCGAAAGCAUCUGGCAAGAAAAUUUUGUUCCCGAAUAAAAGAGAUUUUCUAAAACCUAAAA